Messenger RNA from Pseudomassariella vexata, 1779 nucleotides. RefSeq names its product phosphatase 2C-like domain-containing protein. The transcript has 7 exons. Gene Ontology annotation, biological process: protein dephosphorylation. Gene Ontology annotation, molecular function: cation binding; protein serine/threonine phosphatase activity. The record is from RefSeq and is a predicted model, not a curated record. The coding region runs from base 254 to 1633 and encodes 459 amino acids. NCBI's taxonomy places the organism in Eukaryota, Fungi, Ascomycota, Sordariomycetes, Amphisphaeriales, Pseudomassariaceae.
CUCUGCCUCGCCGCCCACCACUCUGCUUUGAGUUCCCUUCUUGUGUGUCGUGUGCCUUUCUUCGGUGAUCAAAACGCAAAACGUUCUUCUUGCACACCACAUUGCGAAACCACAUAUUCCCGUUGUGUCAAAUUUUCACUCAACAACUGGCGACCGGCAAACCCUUCCGGAUCUCAACCACCCUCCGAAUCUUUACUUCUCCCAUACCCAGACAGAAUCCGUAGCCACGCGCCGCGGUGAAAGUCUUUUCGCCAUGGGUCAAACGCUUUCGGAGCCUGUCGUUGACAAGGACUCUUCCCGAGGCGAGGAUGAUCGCAUGCUCUAUGGCGUGUCGGCGAUGCAGGGAUGGCGUAUCAGCAUGGAGGAUGCCCACUGCACUGUGCUUGACCUCUUGACCCCCAAAGACGACGAUUCCAAGGCACACCCCUCGAGACUGUCCUUCUUUGGCGUCUUUGAUGGCCACGGAGGCUCCAAGGUUGCCGAAUUCACCGGCGAGCACAUCUACAACAUCCUCUUGAAGCAAGACACGUUCAAGGCAGGCAACUACGAACAAGCCCUGAAGGACUGCUUUCUCGCGACCGACCGCGCAAUAUUGAGUGAUCCCAAGUACGAAGAUGAGGUGUCCGGCUGCACCGCCUGUGUGGGCUUGAUCACUGGCGAUAAGAUAUACAUUGCAAAUGCUGGUGACUCUCGGAGUGUCUUGGGCGUCAAGGGACGUGCCAAACCGCUUUCAUUCGACCAUAAGCCCCAGAACGAAGGUGAAAAAGCGCGUAUCACCGCUGCGGGCGGGUUCGUUGACUUUGGCCGGGUCAACGGCAACCUCGCCCUGUCGCGCGCCAUUGGAGACUUUGAAUUCAAGAAGAGCGCCGAACUUGCGCCCGAGCAACAAAUUGUCACGGCCUACCCUGAUGUUGUCGUACAUGAGCUGAGUGAAGAUGACGAGUUCUUGGUGCUUGCAUGUGAUGGCAUCUGGGAUUGCCAGUCCUCCCAGGCCGUCGUCGAAUUCGUCCGGAGAGGUAUUGCCGCAAAGCAAGACCUGGAGAAGAUCUGCGAGAACAUGAUGGACAACUGCCUGGCUUCGAAUUCCGAGACGGGUGGCGUUGGCUGUGACAACAUGACCAUGAUGGUGGUUGGAUUCCUUCGAGGAAAGUCCAAGGAAGCAUGGUAUGAUGAGGUUGCCAGCCGUGUGGCCAAAGGCGACGGCCCCUGUGCCCCUCCGGAAUAUGCUGAAUUUAGGGGACCCGGCGUUCAUCACAACUUCGACGAUAGCGAUAGCGGCUAUGACGUCGACAUGGAAAACAAGUCUAAACCUUUCGGAGUCGGUGGGUACAAGGGGCGAAUUAUCUUUCUUGGCGAUGGCACUGAGGUCUUGACAGACUCAGACGAUGCGGAGAUGUUUGACAACGCCGAGGAGGACAAGGACCUAGCCAGCCAGGUUUCCAAGAAGUCGUCAACCGAACAGGGCGACGACAGCAUUGACCCCCCGCCCCGGGCGCCUUCGCCCCCAUCCCGCGAGAAGAAGGCAGCUGGGUCGACAGAGACGAAAACAGCGCCAAGCACACAAGAUACCCCGACGAAGGAAGAAGCCAAGGCGGAAGUAAAGGCAGAGACUAACAAUGAGUCGAAAGACUAAGAGACGGGUUCAUGUUGAUUGGUUUGGGCAUGGUAUCCGCACCCACUGGAUUCUUGAACAUUUUGGCCAUGUUCCUUCCGAAUCAGUUGAAUCACCUUUCACGUUCUUGAAGAACGACUACUUGAGCAGAAAGGUCAUGGUCAUUA